UACAUUUUUUUUUUUCCUUCUCUUGUCUCCAAGCGAGUACUUUUGGCAAAGGACGGAGGAAAAGCUCAGCAGCAUUUUGGGGGGCGGUUGUGUUUUUUUAAGAAAAAUAUUUGCAUCGCAAUGGAGAAAAUGUCCCGACCGCUCCCCCUGAACCCCGCCUUUAUCCCGCCUCCCUACGGCGUGCUCAGGUCCUUGCUGGAGAACCCGCUGAAGCUCCCCCUUCAUCCUGAAGACGCGUUUCAUAAGGACAAAGACAAGGACAAGAAGCUGGACGAUGAGAGUCACAGCCCGACCGUCCCCCAGUCCGCCUUCCUGGGACCCACCUUAUGGGACAAAACCCUUCCCUAUGACGGAGACACUUUCCAGUUGGAGUACAUGGACCUGGAGGAGUUUCUGUCCGAAAACGGCAUUCCCCCCAGCCCUCAGCACGAUCACAGCCCGCACCCUCCGGCGCUGCCGCCCGCCUCCUCCACGGCCCCCUCCGUGGUGGACCUCAGCAGCCGGGCCUCUGCACCCCUUCACCCUGGCAUCCCAUCCCCGACCUGUAUGCAGAGCCCCAUCAGACCAGGUCAGCUGUUGCCGGCGAACCGCAAUACACCGAGCCCCAUCGAUCCCGACACCAUCCAGGUCCCGGUGGGUUAUGAGCCGGACCCGGCGGAUCUCGCCCUGUCCAGCAUCCCCGGCCAGGAAAUGUUUGACCCUCGCAAACGCAAGUUCUCCGAGGAAGAACUGAAGCCGCAGCCCAUGAUUAAGAAAGCUCGCAAAGUCUUCAUCCCUGAUGAUCUGAAGCAGGAUGACAAGUACUGGGCAAGGCGCAGAAAGAACAACAUGGCAGCCAAGCGCUCCCGCGACGCGCGGCGGCUGAAGGAGAACCAGAUCGCCAUCCGCGCGUCCUUCCUGGAGAAGGAGAACUCGGCCCUGCGCCAGGAGGUGGCCGACUUGCGCAAGGAGCUGGGCAAGUGCAAGAACAUUCUGGCCAAGUACGAGGCCAGGCACGGGCCCCUGUAGGACGGUAUGGGGGCGGGGGGCGGGGGGGGGCUGGCUUUGGACUAGAUGGACACU
This is a messenger RNA of Eptesicus fuscus (big brown bat), 1062 nucleotides long. RefSeq names its product HLF transcription factor, PAR bZIP family member (gene HLF). Lineage: Eukaryota; Metazoa; Chordata; Mammalia; Chiroptera; Vespertilionidae. The coding region runs from base 121 to 1008 and encodes 295 amino acids. The record is from RefSeq and is a predicted model, not a curated record. Gene Ontology annotation, molecular function: RNA polymerase II cis-regulatory region sequence-specific DNA binding; DNA-binding transcription factor activity, RNA polymerase II-specific. Gene Ontology annotation, cellular component: nucleus. Gene Ontology annotation, biological process: regulation of transcription by RNA polymerase II. The transcript is spliced from 4 exons.